AUGAUUAGCAUAUCGAGCUUCAUGAGCAUGACCAGAUCCCAUCGGCACGGUGGUGACCACGAUGGCGAUGACGACGACGCCGAUGACGUUGCAAAAGAUCCUAAAAGACGUAAAGAUAGCAAAAAUGGCGGCGGAUGGAAAGCUGCAAAAGUUACAAGUUUAGCCGAAAGAUACAACUUAGCCCACUAUUUAGAGGAUCAAGAUGAUGCUGAUGAUGAUAUAGAGAAGGCGGAACAAAUGAACGAGACAUCAACAACGAUAACAACAUCUCCGACGCAAGAUUUGUUGGAAUGGUGUCAGGAUGUAACCAGAGAUCACCGCAAUGUUAGUGUCAGCAAUCUAACCACCAGCUGGAGAAAUGGAAUGGCUUUUUGCGCCAUCAUACACCACUUCAGGCCCGAGCUAAUAGAUUUUGAUUCGCUGGACCCGUGUGACGUUCGUGGUAAUUGCAAAUUAGCAUUCGACGCCGGUGAGAGCUUAGGAGUGCCCAAGGUGAUAGAGCCCUCUGACAUGGUUCUAUUGAAGGUGCCUGACAAGCUGAGCGUCCUAACCUACCUCUUCCAGCUCAAAUCCUUCUUCACGAACGAUCACAGAGGCAUCAUGUCAUCUUCACUUUCGUCCACUUCAAAACCAUCCACACGCUCUUCAAAACCAGGAGAAACAACGUCGAACUUCAACUUUGAUCAGUAUUUCAGUGGCGAGGGCAAGAGAGGUGCUACUACUAAACAGAACUUUAGGAACGAGAGUGAGGAUGAUGCGGGGUUCGAAUGCAGGUCUCCGUCACCCUACUCUGUCACGUCGACCGUCUGCACGUCUUUCUCUCCGACCCCUGUUGCCAGCCUGGAGAGGGACCACAACAAGCUGGUGAACAGAGAGGCCAAACUUGAGCAAAACUCUGGCAAGAAUCCGCCGUACAAGAAAUUACUUCUCAAAUUUGGUGCUAAGAAUAAUAAUUUAGUUACUCAAACACCACCGCUCAUCAAUAAAUUUGAUGACACCAGACAACCUGGCAAUCAGUCAAGACAUUUAAACAGUGAUAAUGCAAAUGCGAUUCAACCACCGUCCUCCUCUUCAAAUAACAACAGCUCCAGUGCGGUCACCACCAUCAACACCAGCAACAGCAGCAGCAGCAACAGACCGAAGUUGAUGACCAGGAAACAACUGCUUAAUCCAUUUGAUUCCGAUGAAGAAGAUGAAAUGAAUGAAAAUGAUAGAAACAGAUCGAGAACUAAAUUGAAUGCAAAUGAUGAAACGCGAGUUGAUGUGGAGAUCUGUGCGAAUACACAAGCACACGAAUUCACAAAGGCAAAUGAUCGAAACAAGGGCUCUAACAAUUCAACAACAGAUGAAACGACGUUCCAGGCCACAAGCCGCGACAAUGAGGUUGCAAUGACCGACAAGCCCAUUAACAAUAUCAAAGCCGAUUUGAAGGAUCAACUCAGCAGAUCAUCUAACGCAAGUUCUCGACAGGAAAGAUUGAAAGAGGAGGCCCGGUUUUUGAUGUCGCAAGCCAAAGUUUCCAACUGCUCACAGCCACAAACUACUACGAAACAACUGCAGUCGUCAGCAGCAGCGGUAGCAACAACCAUGACAACAACAACUUCAUCGCCAUCAUCUUCAUCGUCAACAUUGUUGUCUUCAAAUUUUUCAGCACAGCCAAACAACGACUCGUUAACGAUGCAAGAAAAAUAUCUCAGAGAUCAGAACGCCAUGAGUAAGAGGCAGCAGGAACUUAGGGAGAGAGCGAGGCAGUUGAUCAUCGGAGCCAAGGGUUCCAAGCAAAUCACGGAGGUCAUCAGAAAGCCCUCGUACACGAAAGCCUACAACGAUUCGCCUCAAAGUGUCAGAUCGAACAAUACUUCGAAAGAACAUGGUACCAGAGGCCAUGGCGUGAAAAUGAUUGGGAAUGUAAGCGGCUCCGACGAAGUUACUGUCUUCACUAACGAUGAUUCAUUCAAUGAAGAUAACGAGGAAUGUAAAGUUAACCGUCUCAACAAAAAAUCAGAGAGCGAUUCUGAAAAGACAUCUACUGAGCAAGCUGGCACGAGGAAAGAUAGUGGAAACGAUGAAGCGGUGGCUGGAGCUAGCACGCAGACGACAGACGCGAGGAGUCAAAACAACUUCGGCGACUGCAACUCUCCAGACAAAAGCAUGUACGUAGCCACAGAGAUGGAACAGCUGGAAAAGGAACAACUGCUGAUUGAUGAGAGGGCAGCCGGGUUGGAAUGGGAGCUGAGGAGAGUGAUGAAGGAGGGGGACAGGGAUGAGACGGAGGAGAAGAUGUUGAAGGAAUGGUUUGGACUGGUAAAUCGGAAGAACGCCCUGAUCAGACGACAGAUGCAACUGAACCUGCUCGAGAAGGAGAAGGACCUUGAGAAGAAGUUCAACCUGUUGAGUGUCGAACUGAGGAACAUCAUGGCCCUCCCUGAUUGGCAGAAGACCGAGGAAGGCCAGCAGCGAGAGAAGUUACUGCUGGCGGAGUUGGUCGAGUUGGUUGAUAAGAGGGACGAGUUGGUGCAGAAACUGGACAGCCAGGAGCAGGCGAUUGAGGAUGAUGAAAAAGUUGAGCAUGCAAUCGACGAGAAGUUGGACAAGAGGAAGUCAGGGAGGUGGAGGAAGAUGAGGAACAGUGGUGGGGGCCUCGGUUCAGAGGCUGGUGCCGUUGGUGGCGGUUCUGGGGAUCCUUCUGCCUGUGCACUGCAGUGAAAGUUCUCAUCACCCUUCAAUGUCUGCAUGCUUCUUUUUAUUUGUUUUUGUAUUUUAUUUUUGUUAAUGAGUUUGUUUACGCAUAUCUGGUUUUUAUAUUUUUAUGUUCUCCAUGCAUGCGAACAUUUACAAACGUUCUCUUACUUUUGAGAGAGAGAGAGAGAGAGAGAGAGAGAGAGAGAGAGAGAGGCAUCUGUUUGCUAACUUACUUCAUUCAUUCAUUAUUCGUUCAAUCAAUUUUAUUUGCAGAUAAUCUUUUUAGAUUUUCCUUCUUUUUAUUCGCACAUUAAAAUAUGCCAUGUAUUUUUUUAAAUUUUUAGUUAAUUUAUUAUCAACCCGUCGUAUUUUACUUUGCAUUUAUACACACGCACACAUGUACGAUCACACAAUCGCUUAUAUACCCUCACACAAACACACACACACACACACACUCACUGCGUUGUCUUGUAGAUAUGCACUUGAUCUGGUUUGGGUUGCUGGGUUUUUUUCAUUGAAACGAUGACCAACAUAUUAAUUAAUUAAUUAAAAUUAAUUAAUUAUUUUAAAAUCUUACAGUGUCUUUCUUCAGAUCAUUUGAUUUCUAUAUAAUUUUUUCAGAUUUUAUUUCUUCGUUGAAAUUGUUUAAUUCUUUUUCAUUUUAUGAUUUUCGCAAUGAUUGUGUAUAAACUUACAACCUGGAUGUCGUCCACAUUCGGGCAUUUCAUCUCUGAUGGUUGGUUCCGUGCGUGUUGUCUUGAUACAAAUGUACAGGCGAGUAAUUUCAAAUUCCUUUGCAAAUAUUUCAAAAUUCGCACUCAAAUGCAAUAUUUGCCAAGAAAUGUCAGCCGUGUCAUCGCUCGAGUACAAUUACACAGUACAAUUCAGUACACAUGCAUAUACCAACAUAGACACACAUCUCGACACACACACACACACGCACACACAAACAAACAGAGACAAUCAGUAUAAGUUCAUUUAAAUUGCAUAUUUUCAUUUUUCAAUUCGUUCGUUUCACAUUGUUCAAAAAGAUGGUUGAUUUAUUAAGCGCUCAAAAA
Molecule: messenger RNA, 3740 nt
Organism: Helobdella robusta
Lineage: Eukaryota; Metazoa; Annelida; Clitellata; Rhynchobdellida; Glossiphoniidae
Exons: 9
Coding region: 1-2706 (901 amino acids)
Molecular function (GO): protein binding
Source: RefSeq, a predicted model, not a curated record